AUGAAUGGCACAGUGAGCAGAGGGUUAGGCAGCAUAGUCCAGAAUACACUACGAAGUGGGAACCGGGACAACCGCUGCUACCGAUUCACCUACAGGGGGAUGCAUUCCACGAAGACGCAGGAGGAUGCCGAAAGCGUAAUCGUAGAGAAACUGAAAAGCAUGCAGGGGGAAAGGGUCAGUCAUGCAAUAAAGAAGAGCGUUAAGAAUGGGUUCAUUAGCAAACGCAUGUUUAAUGUGUACAACGAUCUGGUGAAGAAGCACUACAGGGAAUUCACCUUUUCAGAUGUGGUGCUUACUCUGCAGGCGUAUGCCCUGAGUAAGGAGAGGAACUUUGAGGUGUAUUCCAUUUUGGCCCACCGGGCGUUGCGUCUCUUCAGGGGGGAGGCAGAGGAGGCGAAAAAAAAAAGGGAAGACCAUGGUGAAAAGUAUAAUGCAGAUAGCGGUGUGGAAUUUUCCUACGAUCAAGAACGGCACAAGAAUAUUUACAAGUACAUCCUGGCUAGUAACCAACUGAACUACACAGACUUUGAACUCAUGCAACUCUUCGUGGAGGAAAUAAAAAGACACUUCCACCGGUAUGACAUGAAGCGAAUUUGCGACAUUUUACAUGCACUGUCUAAACUUAAGGUAAAUGACGUGGAUUUGCUUGACGAAGCAGGUCGUCACAUUUUGCGUAACUUCAGCCUGGUUAGAUGUAACCAUAUCAAUCACCUCAUUUCUGCCUACUCGCCGAACAGUAGUGGUGGCAACCAUGAGGAGUUGCUUCUAAGGCUGGUUCAGUACAUCUGCGAAAACGUAAAGUCGAUGGAUUCCAUUUCGGUGUACAACACGCUGGUGCAGAUUGGGCCCAUUCUGCAGAGGCUAUCAGGAAGUAUGGAUGGAUUAGCAAGGGGGGAAGAGGACAACCACCACGAUAACCAUCACGAUAAUUACGACGAACAGAGGGAGUACUGCCAUUUGGUGAAAGGCACCCAUGGGGGGGAACCCCAAACGGAUUCCAACGGUCAGAGCAACGGUCACACCAACGAUCAGAGCAACCCCCUCGACCGCGUGGUGCCGCUGCUCUUCUCCAGGGUCAACACCUGCCUUGCCUUCCUCUCACUGAAGCAGCUGAUAAAACUGCUGUGCGCCUACAGAGAGCUUAACUACUUCAACUACAAUUUCGUAUACAAGCGUUUGCUGCUGUUCCUUCUGUCCAAAUUAAGAACUCAACAUAAGGCCCUCGCAGGAGAGUACAUAUCGAUACUGGAGUUCUUUACCUUCCUCCCUUAUGUGGACAGCAACAUGGAAGAAAUUAUACACAUCGUCACGGGGAACAUACCCAAGGUACUCUCCUACAAUUAUGAGCACCUAUGCCGUCUGCUUCACUGUUGCAGGAGAUUGCAAAUUUGGGACGAUGCUAUUCUCACCAGGGUGGACUCCUUGGUUAUUAGAAACAAGCGUAACUUCGAAAGGAUUUGCACGACUGAUCAGUUGGAACUAUUUCUUCAGGUGUACAACCGGGGGUCUGACGAAUGGGAUGAAAUGCUCUCCUUCUUAAAUGGGCUAAUCGAGGAGAAGGCAGCUGGUGAAGACGGUUCAAGAGUUUUACGUAGCGGAAGCGACCUGGCUGAGAGGGCACCCCCCCAGAGGGAUAACCCCGCAGAAAACGUAGUGAUCACCUACAAGUACAACAAGGCGAACAAGUGCUUUCACGAGUACGGGAAAAAGGUCUCUGUGGAGGGGGCUUCCACCAGGGAAGGAGAUCCACAUCCGUAUACACCGCAGGACGAUGCAGGUGGGGUGAGCUCUCUGUCCCCCUCUCCUGGCAACCCAAGUCAAGUCAGCAAAGGCAUUUGUGACUACUUGUAUGUGAACAUAGCGAAUGACAGGAAAGGAACUUAA
Molecule: messenger RNA, 1884 nt
Organism: Plasmodium coatneyi
Lineage: Eukaryota; Apicomplexa; Aconoidasida; Haemosporida; Plasmodiidae
Exons: 1
Coding region: 1-1884 (627 amino acids)
Source: RefSeq, a predicted model, not a curated record